Messenger RNA from Aureobasidium namibiae CBS 147.97, 1623 nucleotides. Its product is annotated as D-lactate dehydrogenase mitochondrial precursor. Gene Ontology annotation, biological process: lactate catabolic process. The record is from RefSeq and is a predicted model, not a curated record. Gene Ontology annotation, molecular function: D-lactate dehydrogenase (NAD+) activity; D-lactate dehydrogenase (cytochrome) activity; FAD binding. Bases 1 to 1623 code for a protein of 540 amino acids. The transcript is spliced from 4 exons. Gene Ontology annotation, cellular component: mitochondrion. Lineage: Eukaryota; Fungi; Ascomycota; Dothideomycetes; Dothideales; Saccotheciaceae.
AUGACAGGAGGCCGUGGACAUCAACGAUUCAAUUCGACAAAUACUGGGUUUAGCAAUCAGGCUCCUUUCUGGACUACCAAUAAAGUCGCGCUGUUGAGUGCGUUCACAGGAGCAUUGGCAUAUACAUACGGACUCUGGGAUGCUGGGGUCAACUCCAAGAAAGACGGAGCAAUUGCUUCCCCAAAGCCGGCAUACGCUAAGAAGGCAGAAUGGGAAAAGGCAAUCGAGGAAGUGAGAGCCAAACUCGGUGAAGAUUCAAUCACCACAGAUGACGACGAAUUGCAACGACACGGAUACUCGGAAUGGUCGACUAUCAAUGUCGAUGUACUCCCCAUCGCAGUGGUGUACCCGAAAUCCACAGCAGAGGUAUCCGAGAUUGCCAAAGUGUGCUAUGCGCAUAAGAUUCCCAUAGUACCUUACUCUGGAGGUUCAAGUCUGGAAGGCAAUUUCUCAGCUCCGUAUGGUGGAUUUUGCAUCGACUUUGCAUUUAUGGAUAAGAUUCUUGCGCUGCAUGAUGAUGAUUUGGAUGUAGUGGUUCAGCCCUCGAUUGGUUGGAUGAAGUUGAAUGAAGAUAUCAAGGACUCUGGUCUCUUCUUCCCGGUUGAUCCAGGUCCAUCUGCAAUGAUCGGUGGCAUGACAGGAACCAACUGCUCUGGAACCAAUGCUGUACGCUACGGCACCAUGAAAGACAAUGUCCUCAAUCUGACCGUCGUCCUCGCCGACGGCACCAUCAUCAAGACAAAGCGACGACCCAGAAAAUCAUCUGCUGGCUACAAUCUCACUGGCAUGUUCAUCGGCUCCGAAGGCACCCUGGGCAUCGUCACCGAGAUCACCUUGAAGCUGCAAGUCAUACCGCAAGAGACCAGUGUCGCAGUAGUAACCUUCCCCACCAUCCGCGAUGCAGCAGCCGCAGCCUCCCGCGUCAUCAAAGCCGGAGUUCCAGUGGGUGCAAUGGAAAUCAUGGACGAAGUCCAAAUGAGCGUGGUCAACAGAUCCAAGUCCACCAAGAAAGUCUGGCGCGAAGUACCUACCCUCUUCUUCAAAUUCUCUGGCACAAAAGCAGGAGUGAGAGAAAAUGUGGGCUUGGUCAAGCAACUGUCUAAAAAGUGCAACUCUAUCGAUUUCGAAUUUACUGCCGAUGCUGAAGAGCAAAAGAACUUAUGGUCGGCGAGAAAGGAGUCUUUGUGGUCGAUGUUGGCGAUGAGAAAAGGAAAUGAGGAAGUCUGGUCGACCGAUGUUGCUGUGCCCAUUUCUCGACUCGCUGAUAUCAUCGAGGUUUCUAAGAAAGAGAUGGAUGAUUUGGGUUUAUUCGCAUCUAUUCUUGGUCACAUUGGCGAUGGCAAUUUCCACGAGAGUAUCAUGUACAAUGCGCAAGAUCCAGAGGAGAAGAAAAAGGUGGAAGAGUGCGUGAACAGGAUGGUGGACAGAGCGUUGGAGAUGGAAGGAACGUGUACUGGUGAGCAUGGCAUUGGCUUGGGAAAGAAGAACUCGCUGGUCAAAGAGUUGGGCUUGGAUACUAUUGACGUGAUGCAAAAAGUUAAGCUGGCUCUGGAUCCGAAUUGGCUGAUGAACCCGGGAAAGGUGUUUGAUCAUCCAGCCGAGACUAAUCCAAAGGGUAAGUAG